CAUCUUUCUUGUCUCCUUUUGAUCAGUCUUGUCUCACCGUCUCCGACUCUCUCUCUCUCUAGCUAUAGUUGUAGCUGCUCUGAUAAUGGCGAACGAGAUCAAGUUCUUCGAGCUAAACACCGGAGCGAAGAUACCAUCGGUGGGUCUCGGAACGUGGCAGUCUGAUCCUGGUCUUGUCGGAAACGCUGUAGAAGCCGCUGUUAAGAUCGGAUAUCGCCACAUUGAUUGCGCUCAAAUCUAUGGUAAUGAAAAAGAGAUUGGGUUAGUCUUAAAGAAACUGUUUGAUGAUGGAGUUGUUAAGCGUGAGGAGAUCUUCAUCACAUCCAAGCUCUGGUGUACUUAUCAUGAUCCCCAAGAUGUCCCAGAGGCUCUGAACAAAACUCUGCAGGAUCUACAGCUUGACUAUCUCGAUUUGUAUCUCAUCCAUUGGCCUGUUAGUCUCAAGAAAGGUUCUACUGGUUUCAAGCCAGAGAACAUUUUACCAACUGAUAUUCCUAGCACAUGGAAAGCAAUGGAAUCACUCUUUGAUGCUGGAAAGGCUCGAGCUAUUGGUGUAAGCAACUUCUCCACAAAGAAACUCUCAGAUCUCUUGGAGGUGGCUCGUGUCCCUCCUGCUGUUAACCAGGUGGAGUGUCACCCUUCAUGGCAACAAACUGUGCUCAGGGAUUUCUGCAAAUCCAAAGGCGUCCACCUCUCUGGAUACUCUCCGUUGGGUUCUCCAGGGACAACAUGGCUUAAGAGCGAUGUUCUGACGAACCCGAUUCUAGUCACAGCUGCUGAGAAGCUAGGCAAGACACCUGCACAAGUUGCAUUACGUUGGGGUCUCCAAAUGGGUCAAAGUGUUCUUCCAAAAAGCACACAUGAAGACAGGAUCAAACAGAACUUCGAUGUUUUCAGCUGGUCCAUACCAGAUGACAUGUUAUCCAAGUUUUCUGAGAUUGAACAGGGAAGGUUGGUGAGAGGCAUGUCAUUCGUUCAUGAGACGAGUCCUUAUAAGACUCUUGAACAGCUUUGGGACGGUGAGAUAUGAUAUGAGACUCAUCAUUGGAUCAUGUGUUGUGCCAUAUCAUUCCACGUGUUUGUCACAGAUAUCAGUUUAUUAUUAGUACUACGACUUGUUUCUUUUGGAGAGGUACAACAUUUUACUCAUAAGCUCUCUCUUUAGUUGUCCUACGUUUUCAAAUCUUCAUAAAAAUAAAGACAAUGCUGCUCUAGUUAAGAUUGGAUUUCGAAUCCAUUAUUACAAACUUAAGAU
Molecule: messenger RNA, 1255 nt
Organism: Eruca vesicaria subsp. sativa (arugula)
Lineage: Eukaryota; Viridiplantae; Streptophyta; Magnoliopsida; Brassicales; Brassicaceae
Source: the annotation of a GenBank genome assembly